Xenia sp. Carnegie-2017 is the source of this 871-nucleotide messenger RNA. Its product is annotated as structure-specific endonuclease subunit SLX1 homolog. The record is from RefSeq and is a predicted model, not a curated record. Bases 62 to 829 code for a protein of 255 amino acids. Lineage: Eukaryota; Metazoa; Cnidaria; Anthozoa; Malacalcyonacea; Xeniidae. Gene Ontology annotation, cellular component: Slx1-Slx4 complex. Gene Ontology annotation, molecular function: crossover junction DNA endonuclease activity; 5'-flap endonuclease activity. The transcript is spliced from 4 exons. Gene Ontology annotation, biological process: double-strand break repair via homologous recombination.
GCGCCAUUGUCUUAUUGUCUAGCGUAAAUUUAAACUUCGUGAAUCGUGAUUCAUAAACAGCAUGAUAUGUGAGGAAGAAAGCAGAUUUUAUGGCUGCUAUUUAUUGUACAGUCUAAAUCCGAAGUACAAAGGAAGAACAUACAUUGGGUUUACGGUUGAUCCAAACCGAAGGAUACGACAACAUAACGGUGGAAUCGAAAAGGGGGGAGCGCACAAAACCAGCAAACGAGGACCUUGGGAGAUGAUCCUCACAAUUCACGGUUUUCCCAAUGAAAUUUCCGCUUUGCGAUUUGAAUGGGCUUGGCAGCAUCCCAUGAAAAGUAGACGAUUGAAGCACGUGGUUGAAAAGAAAAAAUCGUCUGAAAAGAGUGUGCAAUUUUGUUUUCGUGUUCUCACAGAAAUGUUGCGCGUAGGGCCCUGGAACCGACUACCAUUAACGAUACGUUGGCUGAAAGACGAAUAUAUGAUGGACUUUGAUACGUUGAAGCAACCUCCAAUACAUAUGCCUAUAGUAUAUGGGUCCAUUCCAAGUUGGAAGAAACCAAAAUCAGCAGACAUUGCGCGCGAAGAGGAGCUUGAAACGAAAACUUGUUGUAUAUGCAAAGAUUUGCUAACUAAUAAAGAGGACGUUUUGCGAUGUCUUCACUCUGACUGUGAUAUGUUAUCUCACAUUCGAUGUCUUGCACAAACGUUUCUCACCGCAAGAGGAGAGGAUGAGAACUUUUGCAUUCCUUUGGAAGGCGAUUGUCCCAGUUGUGGACAAAAUCUACUAUGGGGUCAAAUAAUAAGACAUCAGGAUCAGUUAAAGAAUAAAAAACAAAAUAUAUGAUAGGCUAUUGUGUUGAAUGAUGCCUUUAUCUAACAACGAUGC